AAGCUCAAACGCCAUCCAUACAUCCUGUAGCAUUUAUGGAGCCACAAUCUUGACUAUUUAAAGAUUGGGCGUUCACUUUAUUCACUGUGCGUGACGACGAACGUAAAAAAAAAAAGAAAAAAAAAAGAUGACGAAAGGGGCGUGGAUCAAACGGGAAGACUGUUUCCUUGGGAGGAAUCUACAACAACAUAUACGAACCAAACGACGGGAUUGUGGACUUUUUCUACCUUGGAGGAGCUCAAACAGUUGCUCAUUCAACUGUUUCCCCAGAAGAAGUGACAGGAAGUUGAGAAACAGGUAACCAGAAGUCACAACCACUCAUUAUGUCAGGUUACACCAACCAGGUGCCCUACCCAAUGACUCAUCAAGGGGGCCAAUCGGUGGCCCCCUAUCCUACAUUUCAGGGCGGGUACGGGGCCCCCGCUCCAACCCCAGGUUUCAACGUUGACUACACCCAAGGUCCACCUCCUGUUAUGUUUCAACCGGGACCAAUGGGCGGCUCCCCUGGGGCCAUCAGCCCUGCGCCAGCCCCAGUUCCUGUAGUACCUGUUGGGGUUCCUCCCGGACUCGAAUACCUCACUCAGAUUGACCAGAUUCUGAUCCACCAGAAAGUGGAACUUCUGGAAGCGUUCAUCGGCUUCGAGACCAACAACCAGUAUGAGAUCAAGAACAGCCUUGGUCAGAAGAUCUACAAAGCUAAGGAGAAGAACGAUUGCUGCACGCGCAACUGCUGCGGCUCGCUGCGCAGCUUUGACAUGAAGAUUAAGGACAACAGUGACCGCGAGGUCAUCCGCCUCAUCAGGCCCUUCCGCUGCGUUUCGUGCUGGUGUCCGUGCUGCCUGCAAGAGAUGGAGGUGCAGGCGCCGCCGGGUACCACCGUGGGCUUCGUCAAGCAGGACUGGCACCCGUUCAUUCCACGCUUCUCCAUCCAGGGGCCCAACAAGGAGACCCUGAUGAAGCUGGAGGGGCCCUGUUUCGCCUGCAACUGCUGCGGGGAUGUCAACUUUGAGCUGACGGGCAAAGAUAGCAGUCAGCCCAUCGGUCGCAUCAGCAAGCAGUGGAGCGGCCUCUUGAAGGAAGUCUUCACCGACACCGACAACUUUGGCAUCCAGUUCCCUUUGGAUCUGGACGUGAAAAUGAAAGCCGUCCUCCUGGGCACCUGCUUCCUCAUUGAUUUCAUGUUCUUUGAGAAAGUGGGCGAGGCCAACCAGCGCAGCACCGUCUUCUCUUAAAACAGCAAAUGAAUAGUUAGGAAUUUUGGGAAUUUCCGUCCGACCGCCACUUAUCACUCCAAUAGGAAGUUCCACUUUGUAUAUCCUGGGUCGUAUAGUAAUGCAUUGUUUAAGGAGGCUCCCCCAAACACAAUAUGCCACAUGGCAAAAAAAACAACUUGCGAAAGCAAAAAAAAGAGAAAAAAAAACCGAAUGUGAUUCGGGCAUUGUAGUGGCGUGUCACGUCCAGUCUGUGUGAUGAGGCUCAGUCCGAAUAUGUGCAAAUUGUAAAUAAUGCGAUUUCCAUGCAAUUUCUCCCCUACUGAAGCCGUGCCAGUCAUCCCGCAAAAUUCAAUCAUUCACCUUGGAUAAUGUGCCAGGCUCCUACUCACGUGCCUGAUUAUUUAACCACUCCGAGAAUUGUCGGCAGAUAUUGACACUACCUCUCAUCCAAUAGUCACUUUUCUACAUAUCUGUUUGAAACAUUUCUGACAUAUUUUAAUCAAUAUGAAUUUAAAAAUAGAAGCACUGUAUGUUAAUAUACCCAUGCCACUGCUA
Syngnathus typhle (broad-nosed pipefish) is the source of this 1769-nucleotide messenger RNA. Its product is annotated as phospholipid scramblase 2-like. Gene Ontology annotation, molecular function: phospholipid scramblase activity. The transcript is spliced from 8 exons. Gene Ontology annotation, cellular component: plasma membrane. Gene Ontology annotation, biological process: plasma membrane phospholipid scrambling. Lineage: Eukaryota; Metazoa; Chordata; Actinopteri; Syngnathiformes; Syngnathidae. The record is from RefSeq and is a predicted model, not a curated record. The coding region runs from base 324 to 1232 and encodes 302 amino acids.